AUGAAUUCAAAUAUCUACAAAGUUCCAUUGAUUAUUUUGCUCUUGGUAGUAUGUAGUCAGUGCACAGAAGAACAGGAAAAGAGGAAGUUUAACAUUCCAUCUUCAUUUAGUGGAGAGGGCAAAGUAUAUCAUCUAGGCGCAGAUGGAAAACUUAAUGCAACCAAGAAUUUCACAGUGACGAAAGCAAGCGUAAAGCUAAACAUUGCUUUGAGUUAAGUUGGCUAUUGGGAGGAUAUAAGUUCAUGUGAGCAAAAGCAAGUAUUUGUAGAGUAGCACUUGGAUAACUUUUAAGAGAAAGCUUCAAUAAUAUUCAGUGGGGAAAAGAAGGAAUGCGCUAUGCAUCAUAUCGGAGAAGGCAGAGGAGUUUAAGCAGUAAUUGAUGGCAUGAAUAAUCCAUUUGAAGAUAAGAACUUCAAAUAUAAGGGUUUCCAUGAAGCGAUCUGGGAUCAAUCUUAGAAGUUCUACAUCUUCAAUAAUGAAAACGAAGAAGGCGAGGUGAUGAUGUAGUUUUAUUAUUCAGAUGUGACUGGACUUCUAAGAUACUAAGUGAUGAACAGACCAGAUAGUAUUUAGGUUCUUGACAUGGCAGAUUUGUUUAAUGUUAAUGAGCUUUUAACUGAAGAGGAUUUUGAGAUUAAGGAAUGCAUUAAGAAAGAUGAAAUGGAAAAGAGAGAGCAGGCUAAAAAGGAGAAAGAAGAGGCUGAUGAAUAGGGCAAGAAUGAAAGUCAAGCAUAAUCUGAAUAACAAGAAGAAAAAACUGAGUUCUGA
This is a messenger RNA of Stylonychia lemnae, 768 nucleotides long. NCBI's taxonomy places the organism in Eukaryota, Ciliophora, Spirotrichea, Sporadotrichida, Oxytrichidae. The record is from the annotation of a GenBank genome assembly.